Molecule: messenger RNA, 372 nt
Organism: Adineta ricciae
Lineage: Eukaryota; Metazoa; Rotifera; Eurotatoria; Adinetida; Adinetidae
Source: the annotation of a GenBank genome assembly
AUGACUUCAGCAAUGGAUAUAAUAAAGAAUUAUGAAGCUGCAAAUCCUCAACAAAUGUCGUGUAGUGGACAUCUUUGUGCUCGAUGUGGAAAAUGUCGUGAUUGGUAUUAUAUUGGAAAUGAUGCAAGUUUACAAUGGUUACAAAAUUGGAAAAAAUGGACAAAAAGAGAUUGGGAACGUUUUCGAGAUAAUAAUUUUAAUGAUGGAUUUAAGAAAAAAAUGAAUGCAACUUGUUUAUAUCAUUUUUGUAUUCUGGAUGGUGAUAUCGAUCUCGCUUUGCAUCUUCAUAAUAUGGGUGCAGAUACAUAUGGACAUUGUCAUCAUGAUUUAUGUUUAUGUUUAGAAAAUAUUCGUGUUAAACCUGGAACUUAA